AUGCUUUCUCAUAAAAUUCAUAUUGGCAGUGGGCUUGUUGCUUUGCUAUGCCUAUCAAUCGCUCAUAUAGCCAUAGCUGCUCCGACAACGACCUCUCUAGACAUUCGUGCGGCCGGGACUGUGGCCGAACACUUUGACCAGGGUGAAUUGGUCAAGCGUGUGAACAUAGGGCUGCUGAGCAUCAUUUUAAAUAGUUUCGAGAAGGUCGCCGAGACGGCUUGUGCUGCAGACAUCGAGCCGACUACCAAAGCAGCGAUUUGUGCCGUAGCGGUCGGAGGACUCGUCAUGUCGCUCGUAUAUGGGGCUUACAAAGCCUUCAAUACGAAUGCUAUGCUGGCUGCACGGCAAGAAAUGGAUCUCCGGCUUGCUUCAAAUAUGAUUCACACCAUUCCACGCAUCGAAGGAAAGUCGGCAACUUCAGUGAUGAAGGAAAACUAUGCCGGCAUUCCGUUGCUAGUAGGAUACAACGAUUGCUUCGACCCAGGCUGCUUCCAGGUCCACUAUCAGCCACAUACCACCAAAGGCGGUGCUUCCAUGCACCAUCUCUCGGUCAGCCCUCGCAACUCGACCCUCUCACGACGUCAGGACAACCAGGAAGCGUCGGACGACGACGGCCUUUAUGGUGAUUACCUUUACCACGAUGAGGACAAAGGAGCCGAAGGCGUGAUCAAUGACGACGAUUCCAAAUCAUAUGUUGUCGACACAAUCGAGAAGGAUAUGGAUAACGACGAGUGGACCAAUACCGGUGUCCAUUGCUUCAAUGUUCUUGAUACUGACAGUGGCACGCCCGCGUCUUCGGGCUACCUGGUCUUGAACAACGGCAACCCUUACCAGGAUCCGGACCAGGAAGACUCUUGGAUUGAUAAUUGCCAAUCCCGCUCCGAGAAGGUGAAAUUGCUUUAG
Xylona heveae TC161 is the source of this 903-nucleotide messenger RNA. RefSeq lists its product as hypothetical. The transcript has a single exon. The record is from RefSeq and is a predicted model, not a curated record. Lineage: Eukaryota; Fungi; Ascomycota; Xylonomycetes; Xylonales; Xylonaceae. Bases 1 to 903 code for a protein of 300 amino acids.